Ectocarpus siliculosus is the source of this 1717-nucleotide messenger RNA. Lineage: Eukaryota; Phaeophyceae; Ectocarpales; Ectocarpaceae. The record is from the annotation of a GenBank genome assembly.
AUGGGAGCUCUCCAGAGACUUUGGCGGCGGCGGGCGGGGGUUCUGGCCCUCACAUGGCUUUGCUUAGUCCGGGGCCACGUCCCGAGUACACCGCUAGACUCUGGAACUGGGGUGGCGCCGCCGCGUCCUGUGUUCACAGCAGCCGCUGGGGCAAAGGCGAACCUGCUCUCUUGCAACGGAGGCGGCAAAAGCAGCGGCAGGAGGGUUGAAUUUUCGUCGCUACCUGCGGCUGCUGGCCUUCUUUCUCGCGGUGGAGGGUCUUCCUUAGACCCCACCUCCAUUACAGAGCCUUCAGGCAAGAACGGCUCGACGGCAUGUCUAGACUACGCCAGCCAUGGGCGGCUUGUCGCCACCGGGCUCUCCGGGGGAGAGCUCUUUCAUCGCAAGCGUGAGCAGCAGCAGCAGCAGCAGCCUCCGCUAGCGGCUGCGAAGAGCAACGAGGAUGCGGCUAGCCCCUGGCCGGAGGCAAGGCGCGUCCUCAAGCGGUGUCUGGCGAGGGCGGCGAGUGGCGGGAUCCCGGGGGCCGUCGCCGGCCUCCUUCAGGUCGUCACCCUCAUGUGGCUGCGGACGAUCGUGAACUACCAGUGCCGCUACGGCACUUCUAUCGUGGCCGCGGCUUCCGAGCUGUACCGUCAGGGCGGGGUCCUGCGGUUCUACCGGGGGGUCGUGUUCGCUCUCGUAUCCAACCCGAUGUCGAGGUUCGGGAUGGCGGCGGCUAACGAGGCGGCCAUGGCGCUCUCAGACGCGCUCCCCAUGCAGGUAUCCGUGACGUUGACGACGUGGAUCGCCAGCCUCUUCGCCGGCGUGUGGAGAGUCGUGUUGACCCCACUCGACACUUGCAAGACUGUGCUUCAGGUGGAGGGGCCCAAGGGCUUCGCGUCCUUGAUGAAGAAGGUGUGGGGUGGCCACCUCGGUUGCCUGUACCAAGGGGCAACCGCCGCCGCCGCCGCAACGGCCGUGGGGUACUUCCCGUGGUUCCUAACCUUCAACUACCUCAACGGGCGACUGAGGAGGCCCUCCGCCUUGGCAGGGAUGCUCCUGAGGAACGCCGGCAUCGGCCUCGCGUCUUCGGUCUCGUCGGACGUGUGCUCCAACUCCAUACGCGUGCUCAAGACCACCAAGCAAGCGGCCGCCGCCUACGACUCGAAGGUCACGUAUAGGGGGGCGGCGGCCCUGGUCAUCGAGAACGACGGCUUGUUGGGCCUCUUCGGUCGAGGCCUGUCUACCAGAAUCCUUGCGAACGGGUUGCAGUCGAUGCUGUUCACGGUGGUUUGGAGAUACUUGCACGACAAGUACGUCGUGCCGAGGAGGGAGGCUGCGGAGCUACGGGAUGUUAGAAAUAGCCACAGCCGUAAGGGUAGAAGCAGUAGCAGUAGGACGAGCCGGCGAUCAACAUCGGCCCCCGCAAGAACAGCUAGACAUAGCUAGGGUUAAGGUAUUGAAGGCCGCUCUGGCGGUGGUCGACAGCGGUGGAAAGGCGGCCGCGGUGGUUUGAUUUUGCGGGGGUAGGGGUGGCCGAUGGUCCCCGAUACAUAUGUGCCCAAAGCGUCAAACGUAGAGUUGUCUUUGUUGCGAUCGAAUCGGCGCCCUGUCGGGCCUUCUCCUCCCCGUAGCGUGGAGGCACAAGCUGUAGAGACGCCUAGACGUGUGCGGUGUCAUCAGUUUCACUGGACAUUCAAAAUGCUUUUCGAACAUCCAUCAUGUUGUCGUUUCUUGU